UCUGCCACCGGAUCAAGACGUGGUGCGUGUCGCGUCGUCCUAUAUACCAUGUCGUGCACACAGGCGCACGGUUUUUCUUGAAAGAAAACGAACCGAGAGACCCGAUCGCCCAGCUCGGUGAACCGCCGCCGUGGAGAUGUUCGAGGGAACGUUCGACCAGACUUGAACGUCGUGAACAAGUGUGGAUUGUGUGCGACCGGGUUUUUAAUUAUGCCUCGAUCGGACUGCGACGAGAUCGUUCCGCGAGAAACGCGCACGUUUACAAUCCCCGAUACUUUCGGGUGACUCACUAUAAAACACAGAUCAGUUACCCUGUGAAAGAGAGACUUCGCGAGUGUAUGAGAAGAUUUCUUUCUUGAACGACAGUGAAGUGUCCCGGGGGUCGGCCGACGUCGUCAGCGAAAGAAAAACAAUUUACAGGGCCGAUACUGGUGAUUAGAAGUUGUCAGCCGGGACGCGUGUAACAUCCGCCGAGACGACCUGACCGUCGCAACAAUCGACACGGAAGUUUCCCGGUGUGACACGGUUACGGGCAAAGUUUCGGCGUAAACGUACCCGACGGGUGUUAUCUUUCCGCAGGGGUUGGUAUCGUUGAAACUUUCCGCGGCGCAGGGUGUGUGUGCACGUUUUCGGUUGGUUUCGCGCGCGCGAGAGCCCGUCCUAUGGAAAAUUCGCGCGAGGACAAUAGGCGGCAGGAGAGUAAGCGCGGGGAGCUCGCGACAAUUGAAAUCGUGUUGAUCACCAAAGUUCGAACGUCCGAUUCCUCCCCGGGUGUCAAUUGAAAAACGCGUAGUCGGGGGGGAAGGUGUCGUUUCGUUCGAGUUUCGAGGAUGUCGGCGUACGGCCGAUAAGGAUUUCCCGCUUAAGUGUCAGUAUGUCAGUGGGUGGACGGUGCGCCGUCACCCAGUGAAGAGGAUGUGAAUCGGUCCGGUAUCAAAGUGAACGCGGCAUCAAACAGUUGCUGACAUGGCUUUGAGGUGGCAGGCGAGGCUGUCCAUUGCUGCCAUACUCUUCAUGUGUACGGAAGACACAUUGAGCAUGGGAGACCGGGCGAUGGACAACGCGGAUCGACACGCGAGUCAGAGCAGACCGCGGAAUCAGCUGCUGGUGGACCCGUCCAACUUGAAGCCGAACGCGGAGCCGACGUUCGACUACUCGCAGAACAGUAACGUCACGGCUCUGAUCGGGAAGAACGCUUACCUGACGUGCAGGGUCCGCAACUUGGGCGACAAAACCGUAUCCUGGGUGAGACACAGAGACAUUCACAUUUUAACGGCCGGGGCGUACACCUACACGAGCGAUCAGCGAUUCCAAGCGCUUCACAAACAAAAUACGGGCCAAAACAGCGAGUGGUCUGAAUGGACUCUUUGCAUAAAAUGGGCGCAAAAGAGAGACGAAGGGCUGUACGAAUGUCAGAUCUCUACUAUCCCCGUCAAGUCUCACCAAUUCCGCUUAAACGUCGUCGUACCGACGGCGACGAUCCUCGGAGGUCCGGAUCUGUACGUGGGCGCGGGGAGCACGAUAAACCUGACGUGCGCCAUACACUUCAGCUCGGAGCCGCCAGCCUACAUCUUUUGGUAUUACAAUGAGAACGUUUUGAGCUACGAUAGUCCCAGAGGCGGCGUCUCGGUGAUAACCGAAAAGGGUGGCGACGUGACCACCUCCUGGCUCCUUAUCCAAACUGCGCAACCCUCGGACUCCGGGGAAUACAGAUGCAAACCCAGCAACGCCGACACGGCGUCCAUCAAAGUUCAUGUGCUAAACGGCGAACGACCGGAGGCGAUGCAGACCGGAACGGCGGGACCUAUUUUAUCCUCGAGCUGUCUUUUGGUGUCUCUCAUCAUUUUGUACAUAUCCUCGGUGUAAACGAAAUACGAGCGUCGCCACGAUGCUGCUUACAGGUUAUGUCGGGGUACGGUAAGAUCGAACGCGUUGUCUCGUUAAUCCACCGGUUACUGUCGACGAACGCGUGGCCGGCACCGAAUCGAUUCGACGACUCUGACACACUUUUUUACUUCCACGCUCGUAUGUUUGUACCUGUUAAUGAGCUCUACUCGCACUAAUUCCGGUCUGUAAUUAAACCACCAUAUGUACCAGCGGGCAAGACCUUCCCGAGAUGAGGACGUUCGCGUUUCCUCUCGUCGGUCCCCGCGGCGAACGACUCGCACCCGCCAAGCGAGCGCUUAGAAAAUUUUGUACGUCGUUCGAUGAAGGGGACAGUCGACGCUAAUACCGCGAGCCGUGGACGACGGGAAAGACUGAUUUCAUUCACGGGAUUCGAUGAUCCUUGCCGAUUUACGAGCAGCGUAAAACAACCGUCUAUGGUUUACUGCCGGUCUCGAGAUGCAGGACGCGCGAGACACCAUUCACCGACGAAUAAAACGUGACUCGAUUGCGGUUGCCCUCCAUCUGCCGGCGAUCCUAUCGGAGAUGGGCGGGCAAGAUUUCCAACGCGAAGAAAGUAUUUACGCGCGGGAUCAGACGGGCUCGAAUUACCUCACGGCUCCGAUCGAAAACCGACGUUAAAUCCGUGAAAUAUCGUCGUUCCGUGCGGGCAGGUAUGUACGUAACGCGCGACGAAUGUUAAUAUUUCGGGGCGAGCGCAUUGUUCACGGGGACGUACGUCAUUGUCGCGCGGAAAUCACUUCCGGCCGAUUAACGGUCAGAAACGCGGGCAGUUGCGUGAUUGAAAACAAUUGCGGGAAAUUAUUAUUGCCGAAUGAUCCGGCUUACGGGAAUUACAGUUUUCGGAUGUUCGGCACGGCCUCGUUAAGCUUCAAUCCGAUCGCUCGAAUCCGUGGACAGCGAGAGGCACGUGUAAGAGUUCGGAGAGUGAGCUGCUGUGUUCAGGAUGCAAUUGUUUACUGUGUUAGACGAAAAGAAGGAAAAGUGAGGUUACGUGUUGGAAACGCGUCGUGACGGACGACGCGACGCGAGCAAAUCUGUUUGUAGUACGCUGAACGGGUAUUAGCGUCGACUCGGAUACACGAGAGGGCCUGUACAUAGCGUCUGUAUUAUAAAUUCUGGCUGGAUGAUGAUAGUUACAACGCCGACGACGCGAGCGUAAACUCGUGGACGCGCGCGGCGACGCGACAACUCUCUCACUCUCACUUGAACACACCGGCGUGUGCGGUGGAUCUAGUAAUCGCGUUUAUCGCGUGGAAAUCAAGUUUCGCGGCCGGAGUGGUUCCGAGCGAACGACCCCAGCCAGCAGCGGCGGCGAGCGGAACGCCUCCGCCCCGGAUCAUCGUUUGACACGGUUAUCGGAAUUUUAUUCACGAGGAACGAGAAUUAUCAUAAGCAAUAAAUUGAAUCGUAAAGCUGAUCGAUGAUCUCGCGCCCAUUCUACCAUCCUCGACGCGCCUCCUUCCGCGCGAGGCGUUUAAGGGAUUUUCAGCCACGGACCUUUUUACUACUUUGUACAUUUUUCCUUCCUUUCAAAAAGCUUCCUGCGAAAGUGCGCCGUGUAACGGCGAAGGCGGGGGUCGUUGCCGUCUCGUUCGGGUCCGGAAACCACUCCGGUCUCGCGGCGCGGCGCGACGACGGUUUUCACUUUCUAUUUGUGUGUGUUUCGAUGUGAUAUCCUCGCAGAUACCCCGUACGAAAGUAUCGCGCGGGAUCGUUCUCGCGCUCAAAAUCGAAUCUCACUUUUGUGUUCCUAACCUCGGUGGCGGUUCUUUCCACCGACUUUGGAUUACGUGCAUACGAACAGUCGGGGCAAGUUGAAAGGAGCCGAGGACGACGCGAGGAGCGCCGGGGCGGCGGCCAACGGAGCCAGUCAUUGUUCCGGAAGUUUUUCGAAGGUAAAACAAAAGUUCGAUACACGUGCGCUCGUCGAAACGAAACGUGGACACGCUUGCGCGAACUCCGGAGAAUAAUUACGAGGGCCAUACGGUAGGGUUGGGGAAAGUGCAAACUUUUCGAAUUUUUCUUUCGGAAACGGGGAAACUACGUGUAACGGAUUGGACGCGGUCCAUUAAUCGGGAUCGUUGAUCCAAUUUCUGCUCUCGAUACGCGUUCUCUGUACGUUCUUCGGUUCAGAUUAUUUCUGACGUAGAAUCCGGUACAAAAGGGACGUAUAUUUAAGGCUGUAUUGGCUAUACAGUCGAUCCCAAUAGUUUAUGUACCUUAGAAAAACGCAUUUCCUAUUAUUAAAAAGAAAUCAGACAUCGGAAGAAUAUUUCUACUAAUAGAUAGCUGGCACGUGCUAAAAAGUAUAGAAGGAAAUAUCCAAUUAAUUAUUGACGCCGGCAAAAAAA
Molecule: messenger RNA, 4259 nt
Organism: Ceratina calcarata
Lineage: Eukaryota; Metazoa; Arthropoda; Insecta; Hymenoptera; Apidae
Product: carcinoembryonic antigen-related cell adhesion molecule 1
Exons: 5
Coding region: 967-1866 (299 amino acids)
Biological process (GO): synapse organization
Cellular component (GO): neuron projection membrane
Source: RefSeq, a predicted model, not a curated record